Geosmithia morbida is the source of this 1413-nucleotide messenger RNA. RefSeq names its product Zinc transporter ZupT. Gene Ontology annotation, molecular function: zinc ion transmembrane transporter activity. Lineage: Eukaryota; Fungi; Ascomycota; Sordariomycetes; Hypocreales; Bionectriaceae. The record is from RefSeq and is a predicted model, not a curated record. Gene Ontology annotation, cellular component: plasma membrane. Gene Ontology annotation, biological process: zinc ion transmembrane transport. The transcript has 3 exons. Bases 1 to 1413 code for a protein of 470 amino acids.
AUGGACGCCAUCUCACAUCUGGCACGAGUUCGAUACGCGCAGCUGACGCGACGACGCCUUUCUACAGCCGCCUCCUCGGAUGAAGCCUCGUGGACGAACAUCCCCACCAACCUACUACUCGCCGAGAUUCGUCGACGACAAGAUGGAGGUGACCAGACGGAGGAAAAGCCGGCUUGCGGAACCCGCGAUCGCGGGCAGUACAACACGGCCGCUCACGUCUUUGCCCUCUUCCUCAUCCUGUUCUUGAGCACACUAAGCUGCGGUUUACCUCUGCUGUCCCGCCGGACUAUGGGAGGCCAGCGGCAGAGGAUCGUCAUCUUCUACUGCCAGCAUGUCGGCACCGGCGUGCUGCUAGCGACGGCCUUUGUGCACCUGCUCCCCACGGCCUUCGAGUCCCUCACGGAUGCCUGCCUCCCCUCCUUCUUCAACAAGGGAUACAGGCCCCUCCCUGGCUUCAUCGCCAUGGUGUCGGCCAUCGUCGUCGUCGGGGUCGAGUCGUACCUGACGGCUCGUGGUGCCGGGCACUCGCACAGCCACGCCCACGGCAUCUGGGACGAGGACGACAGUGAUAAGAGCACGACGCAGAUCCCCCUCCAGGAGACGACGGGAUUCUCGCGACGACGUAGGACUGAAGAGCACCGCCCGACCCACCUCUCCCUCCAAGACGCCGAGGCAACCGAGGGUCUGGUGGCCGGCGUGUCGCCGCUCCCUGAAUCUACCCCCACAACGGGGAGGAAGGCCGCCAAGGAGGCAGAGGAGAAUGACGAUUCGGAAGACGAUGACUCGGAUCUCGACUUUGACACGUCUGAGCUGCACCGACCGGUGGCGGGAGAGGACGGGGAUGACAGGCCGUUGAGCGCCGGCGCGGUACCCGGCACGCCCGGCACGCCCGGCACGCCCGGCAUCGUGACCCCGGAGGAGCACAAAAAGCAGGUGCUGCAGUGUAUCCUGCUCGAGGCGGGCAUCCUCUUCCACAGCAUAUUUAUUGGAAUGGCAGUGUCGGUGGCCACCGGCCCGGCCUUUGUCGUCUUCCUCGUCGCCAUCAGCUUCCACCAAUCCUUCGAGGGGCUGGCGCUGGGAAGCCGCAUCGCCGCCAUCCAGUUCCCCAAGUCAUCGCUGCGCCCGUGGCUCAUGGUGCUCGCCUACGGCACCACCACGCCCAUCGGCCAGGCCAUCGGACUCAUCGUCCACGGGCUGUAUGACCCCCAGAGCAUGGGCGGGCUCCUGGUGGUCGGCUUCAUGAACGCCGUGUCGUCUGGCCUGCUACUCUACGCCGGACUCGUCCAGCUGCUUGCCCAGGACUUUCUCUCGGACAGCAGCUACAAGACGCUCAAGGGUCGGAAGAGGUCACGGGCCUUUGUGGCCGUGGCCGGCGGCGCCUUUCUCAUGGCCCUCGUGGGUGCAUUUGCCUGA